GGAAGUUUGACGAUUUUCUGAUCCGGCACCAGGUGAAGUACCUGGGCCUGAUGGAGCACCUGCGGGUGAGGCGAGCGGGUUUCGCGUACCGGCGGAAGUACGAACUCUUCUUGCAAAGGUACAAAUCCCUCUGCCCGGCGACCUGGCCACACUGGCACGGGCCAGCGGCUGCGGGCGUGGAGAGGCUCAUCAAGCACCUUGGGUACAAGCCUGAGGAAUACAAACUGGGAAGAACCAAAAUAUUCAUUCGGUUCCCAAAGACGCUGUUUGCAACUGAAGACGCGUUUGAAAUCAGAAAGCACCUGCUAGUUUCAAGACUACAGGCUAAAUAUAAAGGAUGCCUUGGGAAGAGAGCGUACAAGAAGAAGAGAGAAGCAGCGAUCAAGCUGGAGGCAUGUUGGCGAGGAGCACUGGCGCGGAAGGAGGCCAAGAAGAGGACGUGGGCGGUUCAGAUCAUCAGGAAGUUCAUAAAUGGCUUCAUCAAUCGGAAGAAGCCCCUUUGCCCGGAGAACGUCGAAUUUGUGCGGCUCGUGCAGUACAACUACCUGAUGAAGCUCCGAGACCACCUUCCAAAAACCGUCCUGGACAAGAGCUGGCUGCAGCCCCCCUCCAUCCUGGGGGAGACAUCUGAGAUGCUGCAGAAAAUCUGCGUUAGGAACCUGGUGAGGAAAUACUGCCGAGGUGUUACUGCAGAGAGGAAAGCGCAGUUACAGCAAAAAGUGGUGACGAGCGCGGUUUUCCGAGGGAAGAAGGAGGGCUACCCGCAGAGCAUCACCCAGCCCUUUCUGCUUUGCUCCUCAGAAGAGACUGACAUCAACCCCAAGGUGCUGCAGCUCAUCCAGGGCGAGAAGAUCAAGUACGUGACCCCCGUGGUGAAAUACGACAGGAACGGCUUCAAAGCAAGAGAGCGGCUCCUCGUCCUGACCCAGUCCUCGGCGUACGUGGUGGAAAUGGCCAAGAUCAAGCAGAAAAUCGACUACGCCACCCUGAAAGGUAUUUCCACCAGUAACCUGAGCGAUGGCAUUGUGGUCAUUCACGUUCCCGAGGACAACAAACAGAAGGGGGAUGUGAUCCUUCAGUGUGAGCACGUCUUUGAGACCGUCACUAAGCUCUGCAUGCUGGCCAACAAGCAAAACCUCGUCAAAGUUGUGCAGGGGAGCCUGCAGUUCCGCAUCGGCUCCGGGAAGGAAGGGACGAUGGUGUUUACUGUCGGGCAGGAGCCUCAGGUGUUUAAAGCCAAAACUGGACAGCUAACAGUGGUGUCAACCCAGGCAAAGUCUUGA
Molecule: messenger RNA, 1283 nt
Organism: Pterocles gutturalis (yellow-throated sandgrouse)
Lineage: Eukaryota; Metazoa; Chordata; Aves; Pterocliformes; Pteroclidae
Product: unconventional myosin-Ih-like
Exons: 14
Biological process (GO): actin filament organization; vesicle transport along actin filament
Cellular component (GO): cytoplasm; plasma membrane; actin cytoskeleton
Molecular function (GO): actin filament binding; ATP binding; microfilament motor activity
Source: RefSeq, a predicted model, not a curated record